Molecule: messenger RNA, 2175 nt
Organism: Fundulus heteroclitus (mummichog)
Lineage: Eukaryota; Metazoa; Chordata; Actinopteri; Cyprinodontiformes; Fundulidae
Gene: synpra
Product: synaptoporin
Exons: 6
Coding region: 136-951 (271 amino acids)
Cellular component (GO): synaptic vesicle membrane; synaptic vesicle
Source: RefSeq, a predicted model, not a curated record
GGACUCAGAGCCCCUGCGUGUUUACGCGGCAGAUACAUCAAUCGGGUCUCUUGGUUUUUGUUUGUUUUUCUUUGCGGUUUUAAGAUUGGCGCGUCAUUUCCAACAAGGAUAAAAUUCAGUUUCCUUUUUGCUCACAUGGACACCGCUAACCAGCUUGCAUCCGUGGGGAUGUUUCAGGUGCUCAAAUUACCUCUGGGAUUUAUCCGUGUUUUGGAAUGGCUCUUUGCCAUUUUCGCUUUUGCAACAUGUGGUGGCUACUCAGGCCAGCUGAGGGUCAGCGUGGACUGCAUGGAGAAGGCCAGCAGCAACCUGAGCAUCGGCAUCGACUUUGGUUAUCCUUUCAGGUUGCACCAGGUGGCGUUUGAAGCGCCCAUGUGUGAGGCCAUGAGGAGGGAGCGCGUGUUCCUCGCCGGAGACUAUUCUUCCUCUGCUGAGUUCUUUGUCACCAUUGCGGUUUUCUCCUUCCUCUAUUCUCUCGUGGCCACUGUUGCCUACAUUUUCUUCCUGAAUAAGUACCGUGAAAACAGCCAAAGGCCGCUCAUUGACUUUGUGGUGACGGUGGUGUUUUCCUUCAUGUGGCUGGUCAGCUCCUCUGCUUGGGCCAAGGCCCUGUCGGAUGUGAAGGUGGCCACUGAUCCAGACGAGGUGCAGCUCCUCAUCCCGGCCUGCAAAGACCCGACCAACAGGUGCGGCUCUGUGCUCGGGCCUCGGUGGUCUGGGCUCAACACCUCGGUGGUGUUUGGAUAUCUCAACUUUGUUCUGUGGGCUGGAAACAUCUGGUUCGUCUUCAAGGAGACCAGCUGGCACAAGGGUGGCUCCAGGUUGGCAGGCAGCGCGCCCGACAAACAGGCGGGCACCUUCGACCAGCAGCCCUACAGCCAGGGGAGCUUUGACCAGCCGUCCGAGUACAGCCAGGUGGGAGGGCCCACCUCCUACUCCAAUCAGAUGUAGCCGUGCCUCCUCUAUCCCAACGUGGCGCCACCGCAUCUUCAAACGAAGGCAAUCAGGGGCUUGAAAAGCAAGGUGGUCAUAAAGAGUCAGAGUGCACCUGUUGUAGAUUUUUUUUAAAAAGCAAGUAGUUGGGUAUUGUAAAACAAACAUUAAAUGUAGUCCUUCACCCCUUCUCUCUCACAGCUUGUUUUAGAUGAAUGGUGUUCCUCUAGUUGUUUGAAACACAGUAGUGACGGUUUCUCCGUCUUCGAUUAUUGACAUACUCUGUUUUCUCUGUUCCAGUAGUUUGCACUCUGUGUUGGAGGGAAAAAAAAGUGCUCUUUGUAAAAGUUUGAAAGUGCAUGAUGUUGUGUGCUAUUGUAAGGUUCUCUGUGAAACCAGAAACAAAAGAUAAAACAUUCAUUUUAAGUGUAAAAGUUUACAAAACUUACUCUGCUCUGACACAUCACUGAUAGCUAAUCAGGUAUUCUGUCGUGUUUUUAAUGUAACCAGGAAUAUAUUUUGAUAACAGGUGUUUCUAAUUCUAAAGAGAUUUAUAAUUUAGUGUCACUUCUGUUUUUUUAUUAUUAAUUUUCUACAGAUGCAAAGGUUAAACUGUUCUGACACUGCCAUUAAGUAAAAAACUCAAAUGCAUUCUGCAAAAUCCUUGACGAGAGCUAAAAUAUAUAUGCAACUUGUGCAGUGUGCGCUUUUGCUCCAAUGGUUUUCUUUUCUCUGGCACAGACGCCACCACGCAUUUUUGUUUUUAAUCUUUUAAUCUUUUAAAGAUAUUGUCACGUAUUUUUAAAGCAAGCCACUCCUCAUACAAAAUUACUGCGGCAACUUUCCAUGCCUCCUUUAUACGAAUAAUAAAUAAAAGAACACAUUUCAAAAGCAUGUUCACAACACUCAAAUACACUUUUAAAGCCCUGCAAAAAAAAAAAAAAAACACAGGUAAAUGCCAUAGUUUUACCAAAUAAAUGUGAAUAAGUGGGUUUAUGUGUUUCUGGGUAAUGCUAUGAAGUUUUGUACAAACCAGAUCAGUUCUGUUCAUGUGUUGUAAAGUCAUGACCAUUAAAUGGAAUAUUGGUUUCCUGUCUAUUUCAUAUUAUAUUUCCAGCCCUGUGUUUUGACCGUCUGCGCAUGUGACUUGCACUGAUAUUAAAAAGUGAACACAGUCUGCCACUCGUAUCUAACAAACACAAACCCAUGACUCAUUAAAUAAAGAGGCACAAAUUUCUUCCA